This is a messenger RNA of Penaeus monodon (black tiger shrimp), 1811 nucleotides long. RefSeq names its product gastric triacylglycerol lipase-like. Gene Ontology annotation, biological process: lipid metabolic process. Lineage: Eukaryota; Metazoa; Arthropoda; Malacostraca; Decapoda; Penaeidae. Bases 165 to 1361 code for a protein of 398 amino acids. The record is from RefSeq and is a predicted model, not a curated record. Gene Ontology annotation, molecular function: hydrolase activity, acting on ester bonds. The transcript has 11 exons.
CCAAGACACUCCUACCUUGAUACUCACAAGUGACGAACGUUAUCAGUCAGUAUCCGCUGUCUCCCCGUCAGUGCUGCAUCUCCGACCAGUCACUCCACAGGGAGCAGAGUGACUAUAGUGUUGCCUUUUUAGAUGAAAAAACGAAUAGGCAGACUGAAUUAAGAAUGACAAACUUAGUCCAGUUUGCCGGACUGAUCUUGCUGUCGUUGGCUCCGGCCAGCCUGGGCACCUCGCCGCAUCCGCUCGCGAACAAAUCGACGCCACAGAUUAUUGCGUACUAUCGGUAUCCCGUGGAGGUUCAUCAGGUCACCACGGAAGACGGAUACAUACUGGAGCUACACCGAAUCCCGCACGGCAUUAAGGAACCCCAGACCAGCAGGCAUCCCAGACCUCCUAUAUUGCUUCAGCAUUGUCUGCUCUGUUCCUCGGCGGAAUUCGUCAUGAACACUCCCGAUAAGGCUCUUGCUUACUUAUUGGCUGAUUCUGGGUACGAUGUAUGGAUGGGCAACGUGCGAGGAAACACCUAUUCGAAGAAUCAUGUCUCUCUUUCACCUAGCCAGAAGGAGUUUUGGCAGUUUAGCUGGGCCGAGAUGGGAUAUUAUGACCUGCCUGCCAUUAUCGAUUACGUACUGAACACAACGCAGGCUGAAGAUUUAUAUUACGUAGGUUUCAGCAUGGGAACCACCAUUUUCUGGGCAAUGAUGAAUGACAGGCCGGAAUACAAUCAGAAGGUUCACGUCAUGGUGGGGUUGGGGCCGGUCGCCUACGUUGGCAACGCAAAGGGACCCUUGGCUCGGGCGUCGUCGCAAGUCGACUUGAUAGAGAGGGUGGCAAAGUUCUUCGGAAAAUACGAGUUUCUGUCGUUUGGCUUCCUGAUGGACAAGUUUCUGUCCUUUGCCUGUGACGAACGAGUGUUUACCUCAGCCCUGUGCCGGAACAUGCUCUUCCAAAUGACUGGUUCUAAUCGGAAACAGUUAAAUGAGGAAUUUCUACCUGUUUUUCUAACUAACACUCCUGCUGGAACCUCCGUAUUGACGGUCACGCAUUACCUUCAGGAGAUAAGAUCAGGUAACUUUCAGAAAUACGAUUAUGGUGAGAAGCUCAACAUACAGAACUAUAAUUCGAAAUAUCCGCCAAAGUACAACCUUAGCAAAGUUGUAGUUCCUGUAGCGCUCUUUUCCUCGGAAAAUGACUGGCUUGCUGCACCCAAGGAUGUUGAGCACCUGCGGCUUGAGCUUCCAAAUGUCGUGUACCACAGGGUUGUCGAGGAUCCAAUGUUCACACAUUUGGACUUUGUGUGGGCAAAAGAUGCUGAUGAACUAGUGUACAAGUAUGUACUGGGGUUCCUGAAGUUCUUCUGAGGAUUAUUCUGAAGCCUAAGUUCAACCUGUAUCAUCGCAAUAUUUUUUUUCAGAACUUUAUUUUAGUAAAUAAUAUAUUCUAUUCCAAGUAGUACUACAUUUUAUAGUAGCAUUCUAAAAUACUGCUGAUUACACUUUUCAUGGAUAUAUGAAGAAGCUGAAAGUUUAGUCGAUAAAAAGUAACAAAAGUAUUUUGGUUUAUAUGUAAAUGGAUUAUCUACUGUGAUUAUUAGCAAAAAAAAAAGAUUUCUGAAAACAAAUAUUUUGAAUAAAUCUAGAAGCUAAACAUAUACUUAGUGACUCAAUAAGAUAUCACAAAGAAACAUCACAGUAGGAAAAGCCAGUAAAAAAAGUGGCUACAGUAAGAGAAUGUCUUCCUGGUUAUUAAACAAUAUACUGAAUUCUGCAAAACAAAAAGACCUAAGCUAGAAUAUAAUGUACGUAACUGUA